CUAAGAUGCUGUGGUCAAGGACGUGUCUUGUUCUGGCCGUGACCUGCCUGUCCAUGUUAGACUUGACCGUAGCGUCCACUGUUGUCAUGGCUGCUGGACACUGUCCAAGUCCCGGAACACAGGCUGACUUUGACAUGAGCAAGUUUGCAGGUGUAUGGCAUGAGCUGGAAAGUUUUGACCGCAACUCAAGUGUCUGUGUGUCCAUAUUUUACUCACAACACGACAACGAGACGUACAACGUUUCUAGUAUAGGAUACAUUGAGAGUCUAGGGAAUGACAGUACCAUCCAUCGAACGCCAAUCACCAUCAAAGCCAAUGCUUAUGCUCCUAAUGCAUCAAGCCCUGCUGAACUUCGGCUAACCUACCCGGGAUACAACACAACAGACGGUCAGCCCAACUAUUUCAUCGUCUCAACGGAUUACGUCACAUAUGCCGUCAUUUAUUCCUGUAGCUCGUAUUUCGGCGAUACGAUUAACAUACAUGGCGCGUGGAUCCUGACACGUGACCGGGGCGUGGCACCCAGCAACCUGACCCAGAUCAAGGACGAACUGGCGGCGGCUGGUGUGUUGGUCAAGAACUUCGGCCCGUCCAACCAGAGCAACUGUGAGGUGGACACGGCACCCCUGACACCCCUGGCACCAGAGGCCACGACACUCGCGCCCUGA
Physella acuta is the source of this 665-nucleotide messenger RNA. Its product is annotated as apolipoprotein D-like. The record is from RefSeq and is a predicted model, not a curated record. Gene Ontology annotation, biological process: response to reactive oxygen species; lipid metabolic process. Gene Ontology annotation, molecular function: pigment binding. Gene Ontology annotation, cellular component: cytoplasm. NCBI's taxonomy places the organism in Eukaryota, Metazoa, Mollusca, Gastropoda, Physidae.